Molecule: messenger RNA, 1297 nt
Organism: Bradysia coprophila
Lineage: Eukaryota; Metazoa; Arthropoda; Insecta; Diptera; Sciaridae
Gene: Cpr97Ea
Product: cuticular protein 97Ea
Cellular component (GO): chitin-based extracellular matrix
Molecular function (GO): structural constituent of chitin-based larval cuticle
Source: RefSeq, a predicted model, not a curated record
UUUUUCCGUGAAAUUUCAAGAAAUAGCUCUAUCCAAAAAUUUAUUUGAAAAAAAAACUCCGUUAAGAAUGUUGUUAAAAUUGACUUGGAUCUGCUUGAUUGGUGUAGUCUUGGCACAAGACUAUCAAGAAUAUCAACAACAUAGACCAGCUCCGACUCGCAUUCAAACUAGCGCCUCAGAACCAAAGCCAACACCCAUACCAAUUCUCAAGCAAAUCAACAGACACAACGAGGAUGGAUCAUACACUUAUGGUUAUGAAGGUGCUGACGGUUCUUUCAAAAUCGAAACUAAGCUAGCUACUGGAGAAGUUAGGGGCAAAUAUGGUUACGUGGAUGCAGAUAACAAGGUUCGCGUCGUUGAGUACGGAGCAAACAAAUUCGGAUUCCAGCCUUCCGGUGAAGGUAUAACAGUGGCUCCACCCACUCUUGUCGACGAAACAACCGAUAAGAAUGGUCAACAAAUCCCUGACUAUGAAGACGAACAGCCACAACGACAACAACAACAACAACAAAAGCCAUACAUUGCUAGAAUUCCUCGACCUCAGCCACAACCCCAACCCCAGCCACAACCUAGACCACAGAUUCCACAGAGACCACCUCAGCAACCGCACUACUUCCAAUUUGAACAACAGGAACAACAACCUCAAUAUUUAGCCCCAUCAGUAGCCCGUGCACAAAUUGAAAAUGCGGCCCCAAUUGAUGUUGUCUACUCGUCUCGUCAACGCGCUGCUCGUCCCGAUCCGGAAUAUAGUCAACAGCAAACCUUUAUUCCAGCUCCUCCACAAGUGCACGAACAUCAACCUAGUUAUGCUCCAUCACCAAUUGCUCGUUCGUUUCCACCAGCUGCGAGACCAGUUCAACAAGCUCAACCAAUUGCCUAUUCAGCACCAAAAACUCUAUCCCAACCACAAUACCAUGCACCGCAACCACAACAGCAACAACAAUACCAAGCUCCACAACAACAACAACAACAAUACGCAGCUUCAUCAAACCAAGGUCGAAGCACAAGUGUACUUGAUCAAUUAGCUAAAGACUUUGCGUUGCCACAAGGUGGUUCACCAGCACUUCAUGACAUUACAUACUCGUAUUAUUAGACUUUGUUUAUUUGGAGGAUUCGCGGCCGUUGAGUUUGUUGAUUUACGCACAGUGAACUGACUUUUGUAUGAAUGUAAAUAGAACGAGACUACAUGAAUGAUGUUAAAAUUUAGGGCUGUUAUCGUAACAAAUUAUUUAUAAAGAAAACAUUUCAAAUUUUUGUAUUGUGGGUAAUAAAUAAUACUCUCGUCGAAUCAAAUAUA